Protopolystoma xenopodis is the source of this 417-nucleotide messenger RNA. NCBI's taxonomy places the organism in Eukaryota, Metazoa, Platyhelminthes, Monogenea, Polystomatidea, Polystomatidae. The record is from the annotation of a GenBank genome assembly.
AUGAUUCGUCGUCUUAUCUCUGCUGGAGGCGAAGACAGAGGUGGCGUUCUCUUCAAGCUUUCGGUGCGCCUAAAUCUUCACGAACUGGCAUGUUGCCUUCUGGCCAGUCGUGUGCGGCCUUCUGCCUUCCGUCCUGGUCACCUUGAGGUUGACUGGUCGGGUCAACAGCUUUGCCAACUGCUCGGUCUGGCCGUCGAAGCGACAGACUUGCACAGCUCAGUACAGUGUGAACAUCCUCAGCACAUGCAAUUGUCUGAACUUCUUAAUCAACAGCAGAAUGUUUUGGUCGAUUGGUUGUCGCAGUCGUGUCGCGACGCCAAAGCACAGAAAGAGUUGGCUCGUUGGCCUUUAUGGAGGAACUCUUUCGUCAGAGGACCUGCAGCCGGCAUUUUUCAGGCGGCUAAUGCUUGUGUCAAC